AUGGCUACCUCCGCCCGUGGAGUCACUUCCGCUCCUUUCUCAGCUUACAUAUGCUUGUGGAGCACAGUGAAAACAUCACUGAACGGUUCUUAUGUUGGUCAGAACUGGAGAAACUUCUCCAGAGCUUUUAGAAUCCGAAAGUCAUUGAAACUGCUGAAAGAUGCUCGAACCACACCAUCAGUUGUUGCAUUUAACCAGAAAGGAGAAUUUCUUGUUGGUAAACCAGCCAAAAGACAAGCUGUUACUAACCCAACAAACACAAUAUUCGGAACAAAACGUAUGAUUGGGAGGAAAUUUGACAAUCCACAAACACAGAAACUAAUGAUGAUGGUGCCUUACAAGAUUGUGCGUGCACCUAAUGACGAUGCAUGUGUUGAAGCCAAUGGUCGGCACUAUUCUCCUAAUUAG
Messenger RNA from Arabis nemorensis, 408 nucleotides. Lineage: Eukaryota; Viridiplantae; Streptophyta; Magnoliopsida; Brassicales; Brassicaceae. The record is from the annotation of a GenBank genome assembly.